GGCAAAUAUUUAUUCACAUUUACUUACUCGUAUCAGAUAGUCGAACGAGGAAACAGUCUAUUGUUAUCAUCGAUGUGUCGGAGGGAUCGAUGAUAACGAAUCUACUAGUUGGACAUUUAUUCCGACGACUGUGCUCGUGAUUUCACAGUGUCGCUUGUUACGUGUCGGUGUUCAUAAAUUUACAAAAUGUCAUCUCCACCAAAAGUUUCGUUCUACGUUGGGUGCAUGAAUACGAUCAACACCCUCGCUCAUUUAUUGAUGGGUGGAGCACUUUUCCUCACAUUUGCAUUAAUAGAUAGUGAAGAGUCUGCGAGGCUUCAAGCUCACGCCUGUACAACUGUUAUUGGGAUCACAAUCCUUUGCAGUCAAGCGAUAUUAUCAGUUAACCCUUAUGUUGGAUUUGAAGACAACUUUAUGUACCCCCACAAGUCGAAAUUGUAUUGGAUCAUUCAAAUACUUGGCUCUGGGCUCGUAGUAUGCGGAGCUUGUGCUGGUGUAGCCUAUGUUUUUGAAAGAUCUGCCAAUAAUCCUUGGCCGUUUCCUACUCCCAAUCCACUUGGAUUUAUUGGACACUUGCAAAAUGCUCAUACAAUCGUGGGUUUCUUAGUCCUACUCUUGGGUUCCGUGAGUUUGGUUGGAGCUAUUGCAAACUUAAUGUUGGAAGAAAAAUUGAAAAGUUUUAUGAAGAGUUUGUAUGUUAUUGUAGGAACCCUGACUAUAGUAAUGGCCUACAUAGCUCUCAGUAUUAAGUUUGGCGAUAUUAAAAAGAUAUUUGCUGCGGCAGGUAUCACUUCUUCGACAUUGCCAUUAGGUAUAAGUUUUGCUGUCCUAUCGUGUGGUGCAUUGUUGGUCAUGAUGUGCGCUCGAGUUAUUGUAACAGGUAGUAUUAGGUUUUAACUUAGUAUAGCUAUUUUCAUAAUAAAAGACAGCAUUAUUGUCUUCUUAGUGAUAACUCUAGGAUAUCGGAUCCGUUUCGCAUUUGUGUAGAAAAUGGAAUACUAGUUUCAAUUAUUCAAUCAUACGCCAUACGAUUUAAAGUUAAAAUUUAAAUGACAAGUGAAUUAGUAGGUUGGAACUGUGCUUGUUAAGUGUGCUAUAUCUUUAAUGGUGGCCUGACGUCACUACACCAUGCACGCAGCUCCUGAAUAUGGGCCCUUGUGUGACUUGAAACGGGUAGAGUUUUUCUCGAAUGAUUCACGUUAGGGACCUGUAUACAAUUGAUUAACUGGCAUAUUUGUGUAUUUUUAUGAAUAUAUAAAAUAUUGUCCCUUAUUAUUUUUUUUAUCGUUUUCCAUUACCGUUCUAUAAAAAAUAGUUAGGCUAAUGGGAUCGAACACAGGUUUAUUAAAUAUCUAGGCCUAGGUAUUUACGUUUCUUAUAAGUUUAUUUAAGUUGUUUGAUAAUAAACAUUUUAAUAUUAAAAUUAUUUUAUAAAA
Molecule: messenger RNA, 1436 nt
Organism: Spodoptera frugiperda (fall armyworm)
Lineage: Eukaryota; Metazoa; Arthropoda; Insecta; Lepidoptera; Noctuidae
Exons: 3
Coding region: 187-897 (236 amino acids)
Source: RefSeq, a predicted model, not a curated record